Molecule: messenger RNA, 1301 nt
Organism: Python bivittatus (Burmese python)
Lineage: Eukaryota; Metazoa; Chordata; Lepidosauria; Squamata; Pythonidae
Gene: TMEM45A
Product: transmembrane protein 45A
Source: RefSeq, a predicted model, not a curated record
CUUCCUCGUCACUGAGGAACGGUGACUUCUCCGGCACGUCCGCACUCUUGACUGUGGACGAUCCUGGAGCCCGCACGUCGAAUGCUAUGUAAAAUUCCAAAGGCUCGGGGGGUGUUUUAAGUUGCAAAGAAGCAGCGCAGGUUCGUAGAAAAAGAUGGGCAAUUUUAAGGGUCAUGCUCUUCCUGGAAGUUUUUUCCUUCUGUUUGGCUUGUGGUGGUCUGUGAAAUAUCCAUUCAGGUACCUCUGUCAAAGGAGAAAAACCAUUUCCCUUGGUUCCAGGGCAGGAUUUCAACGCUUAGAAUUUACUGAGGGCAUAAUCAAGUUUGCCUUUGCUCUUAUUGGUAUGAUAGCAGAGCAGUUUGUUCCUGAUGGACCUCACCUGAAGCUGUAUAAUUAUGAAAAAAAGCAGUGGAAUUACCUAAUGAAUUGGCAGCAUGCAACCAUGUACCUCUUCUAUGGCAUCUCAGGGCUAGUGGACAUUGUGACUCACAGCACAAAUGCCUUACCAGAGGCCUUAGACCGAAUGAUGCUCUCACUUGCUGUUUUUGUGGAAGGAUUUCUAUUUUAUUACCACAUCCAUGGGCGUUCUAUGUUAGAUCUUCAUGUUCAUCAGUUACUUUUAAUAAUUAUCUUUGGAGGUGCCAUCUGCAUAUUCUUGGAAGUCUUCUUCCUUGAUAGCAUUAUUCUUGAGAUGUUCCGAACAAGUCUCUGCAUAUUGCAUGGAAGCUGGUUAUGGCAGAUUGGAUUUGUCCUUUACCCUCCAAGUGGAAGUCCUGAAUGGAACCAAGUGGAUCACAGUAAUGUCAUGUUUCUCACCAUGUGCUAUUGUUGGCAUUAUGCAAUAACACUUUUUAUCAUGGCAGUCAAUUAUACUCUAGUCAGCUGGGUGGUUCGUACCAAAAUAAUGCAAGUCCCAUCUAUGGAAAUUGGAUUAUUGAAAACAUCUGAGCGAGAACAGGAGUCAGAAGAUGAAAUUUAAUUCCGCAGAAACAUUUUCUCAUAGUUCACUUUCUAUUUUAGUAUUUCUAGUCUCUGAUGGUUUUGCUUUUUGUAUUAUUUAGACCUAUACAAUCUUGACAUUAAUUUAUGAAACUUCCAUUAUGGCAUUAUUUUUCCCAAGCUUGAAGUAGAAACAGAUGACAUUGUAGCAGUGACACUCUCAAAUGAAAAUCAAUCCUGGCCGUUAAUAGAUGGUGGACCUACACUUUCAUUGCUCUUGGAUAAACUGGGAAAUGUCCACAUAUUUUUCAAAAGCCAGAUGCAAUCUAAAUGCAACAGAAAACUGGAUAUAUAUUAAAAUA